AUGACUAGCAAUGGAAGAUAUCGAAGAAAGAUGAACGCAGAAGAAAUUGCUGAGAUGACAAAAGUGACGGUGAAAAAAAUAGAGUAUCUACAUGCAAAUAGACGUCUGGGCCCUAACACUGUAGUUUCUUAUCACGAUAUGAGCUCACCUGGCUAUGGCUGGCUGCUUCCUGGCUGGGUGGCCGAGGAACGCUGUGUAGAGAGCGGCAGGAUUUAUAGAGUGAAGCGGGUUGUAGAAGAGAUCAAAAGGAAAAACAAAGUGGACAUUAGUGGCAAUCCUAGGGCUCUAAGGAGGUUGAGAACUGCAUGUGAGAGGGCAAAAAGGACACUCUCUUGUGUUGUUACCACCAAAGUUGAUGUUGAUGCUAUAUUUCAAGGCAUAGACUUCAACUCUUCAAUCAAUCGUGCAAGGUUUGAGGAAAUUAAUAUGGAGCUGUUUGAAGAGUGCAUUGAGACAGUAGAGAAGUGUCUUACUGAUGCUAAGAUGGACAAAAGCAGUGUGCAUGAUGUUGUCCUUGUUGGUGGCUCUUCUAGAAUUCCCAAAGUGCAGCAGUUAUUGCAGGCUUUCUUCAAUGGUAAAGAUUUGUGCAAGAGUAUUAACCCUGAUGAGGCUGUUGCUUAUGGCGCAGCUGUGGCCCACCCCUAG
Cajanus cajan (pigeon pea) is the source of this 645-nucleotide messenger RNA. The record is from RefSeq and is a predicted model, not a curated record. NCBI's taxonomy places the organism in Eukaryota, Viridiplantae, Streptophyta, Magnoliopsida, Fabales, Fabaceae.